Molecule: messenger RNA, 1161 nt
Organism: Eimeria necatrix
Lineage: Eukaryota; Apicomplexa; Conoidasida; Eucoccidiorida; Eimeriidae
Product: DNA replication licensing factor, putative
Exons: 7
Coding region: 1-1161 (386 amino acids)
Biological process (GO): mitotic DNA replication initiation; DNA strand elongation involved in DNA replication; double-strand break repair via break-induced replication
Cellular component (GO): MCM complex; nucleus
Molecular function (GO): single-stranded DNA helicase activity; single-stranded DNA binding; ATP binding
Source: RefSeq, a predicted model, not a curated record
AUGCUGCAGUCGGUGCCUGGGGAUUUGCUGAACAUCAAGGCCUUCGCCAGCAGGCCCGAUUUGCUGCAGGUGCUGGGUCACUCGUUCGCGCCGGCGGUGUGCGGGCACGACGUGGUGAAGCAGGGUUUGCUGCUGCAGCUGGCGGGGGGCCGUUUGCUGCAGCAGCAGCAGCACAGAGUGCGGGGGGACAUCCACGUGCUGCUGGUGGGAGACCCAGCAGCAGGAAAGUCGCAGCUGCUGCGGUUCGCGCUGCGGCUGCUGCCGGGGGCGGUCAGCAGCACGGGCCGCGGCAGCAGCGGCGUGGGGCUGACUGCAGCAGUGACUGCAGCAGACGCAGCAGAGCCAGCAGCAGCAGCAGCAGCAGCAGCAGCAGCAAAGCGCGUCGAAGCAGGGGCCAUGGUCUUAGCCGAUAAAUCCCUUAUUUGCAUCGACGAGUUCGACAAAAUGCAAAUCCAAGACAGAGUCGCCAUCCACGAAGUCAUGGAGCAGCAAACGGUGACAGUCGCCAAGGCCGGCAUCUACACCACCCUCAACGCCAGGGACGCGACGACUUGCGAAGAAGACGACCGGCUGGCUGAGGCGGUGCUGCGGAAUGUGACGGAAAAAGCAAAGCCAGCAGCAGCAGCAGCAGCAGCAGCAGCAGCAGCAGGAGUUGCUUCUGGGGACCGCAGGGGACACACUGACAGCUUCAUUCAGCCCCAAGCAGACAUGCUGAAGGCCACGCAUGCAGCAGCAGCAGCAGCAGCAGAUUCGCAGCAGCAGCAGCAGCAGGAAGAGCCAGAGCCUACCCGCGCCUUCUACCACAGAACAGAAAUGCUCUAUUAUGAUAAAAAAGGACGAGAGCACGAAUGCCUAACGCACGAGUUUCUGCGGAUGUACAUAGCCCUGAGUCGGACGGCGAAGCAGCAGCAGCAGCAGCAGCAGCAGCAGCAGCAGCAGCACGGCGGCCAAGAAGGGGAAAGGGAGCCAUCACAGAAGAUGAGGAGAUGGCUGAGGAGAUGGAGGGCCUGGCGAUCACUGAGACGAAAAAAAGGCGAACCCGCCGAGCAGCAGCAGCAGCAGCAGCAGCAGCAGCAGCAGGAGAUGCAGAAGCAGCAGAAGACGGACGGAGGGAAGCGCUGCAGGCCCUUGAUGAACAGGGGCUCAGGUAAAUGUUGCUGA